AUAAUUAUGCCAGCCUAUAAAAGCAACUUGGAAGUGCAGAUCAAGCAGGAUCAGAAACAGGGGAUGGGUCUGAUAGAUCACGAGCAGACCGACACGUUCCCAGUGUGGAAAUUUAAGGGAGGUUCAACCACGAUAUACGAAGAGAGUAAUAAUGAAAUGCAUUUUGCAGAUCAAGUCUACACCGAGAGUGCUGAGAUGUUGCCCAACAAGAAUCAACUCCUGAAAGUGAGCAAGUCAAGUAAAGCUUAGCCAAAUCUCAACAUUAUUAGAAAAUCAAUACGAAAUCCUGUUGUCCGUAAUGCAGCCACCCUUCAUGGUGGUCAAGGACAUCAAAUCAUCCAAUGGGCCUGAAUAUCCUCUUGUAGUUAAUUCCAUCAUCCGUCUGGGAAGAGUGUAUUUUAUUAUACUCUAUUAAUUUAAAGUGAGUACAAGGUCAUUGAAGAACGCAAUAAACACUUGCAGACCUUCAAGGCUCCCUGCUCCAUCAAGGUACGCUAAUUAGGCAAUCAAAUUUUAGUAUUCCUUCCUCAGCGAUUCCAAUGUGACAUAUCAAUGUAAGUUUUGUUUCAUGGAAGGAAGGCAGAGCAAGGAUCAACUCUUUCUUACUAAUAUCUGUCGUUGUGCUGGCAAUGGAUAGGCUGUUCAUCUGGAAUGUUUGCGUUAUUGGGUAGAUACAAAUAUCAAUAAGGAAGUAACUCAAUUUGGUUUGACACUUAAAUGGUUAUUUAAUUCUCCAUAUUAGGAACAAACAACAUGAAUGUUCCAUCUGUAAAGAAGGUCUCCCUAUACGAGUUCAGUAUGAGGAUGAAUUCUAUGAUCUUUUUACACUCGAACGACCUGAUUUACAAUACAUCCUAGUUGAAGUACAACUCCAUCACUAUUCAUUAGAACAUCAAUAAGGACAAGAAUUUAUGCAAUGAAAUCUAUUUAAUCCACAGUCUCCUCAUGGAAAACAUUAAGAUUGUACUUCAAAUAUCUCAUAUUCAAGGGAAGAGGAUUCCAAUGCGAUAUCAAAGCACAGGACAUCACAGUCUCUAGACAUCAUGCCACCAUUAAAUUGACUGAUGGUAACUUCGUAAUCUAGGACAACAAAAGUAAAUUUGGGACUCUUGUAUCCAUAGACAAGAAAGUUUCUAUUGAUUGUGCUGCUUGUAGUUUGUAAAUUGGCAAAAUACUAAUCAAUCUUAUUUAAUCUGAUUAAAUUUAAAAAGGUAAGGUUCAAUUAAUGUAGGUGCUCCUUCAACCUAGCACAAACUUACUUAACUACCUUAAAUAAAUAAAUAAUUAGAAGAGGAUGAACCCCAAAUGGAUGAUGAUUCUUUUCAAUUAGAAAAUAAAUGAAAGUGACUUUUAUAUUAUUUUAAUUAUAUUUUUAUCUUUCCCC
Messenger RNA from Paramecium octaurelia, 1384 nucleotides. NCBI's taxonomy places the organism in Eukaryota, Ciliophora, Oligohymenophorea, Peniculida, Parameciidae. The record is from the annotation of a GenBank genome assembly.